Vanessa tameamea is the source of this 1556-nucleotide messenger RNA. Its product is annotated as tubulin alpha-1 chain-like. The transcript has a single exon. The record is from RefSeq and is a predicted model, not a curated record. The coding region runs from base 84 to 1436 and encodes 450 amino acids. Gene Ontology annotation, cellular component: microtubule; cytoplasm. Gene Ontology annotation, molecular function: GTP binding; structural constituent of cytoskeleton. Lineage: Eukaryota; Metazoa; Arthropoda; Insecta; Lepidoptera; Nymphalidae. Gene Ontology annotation, biological process: microtubule cytoskeleton organization; mitotic cell cycle.
AUAUUCUGCAAUUGUAAGUUAUUUGGGAAAAUAUUAAGAUUUUUUUAUAAGACAAAGAAUAGUUAAAAUAACUUAAAAGCAAAAUGCGUGAAUGCAUUUCGAUACAUGGAGGACAAGCAGGAGUACAAAUUGGUAACGCAUGCUGGGAAUUAUAUUGCUUGGAGCAUGGAAUUCAACCCGACGGUCAAAUGCCAUCUGAUAAAACCGUUGGUGGUGGUGAUGAUUCCUUUAACACAUUUUUUAGUGAAACCGGUGCAGGUAAACACGUACCAAGGGCUGUUUUCAUAGAUUUAGAACCGACAGUCGUAGAUGAAGUCCGUACUGGUACAUAUAGGCAGCUAUUCCAUCCCGAACAGCUUAUCACGGGAAAAGAGGAUGCUGCUAAUAAUUACGCCAGAGGCCAUUACACGAUAGGAAAGGAAAUAGUGGAUCUCGUAUUAGACAGAGUGCGUAAAUUAGCUGACCAAUGUACAGGAUUGCAGGGAUUCUUAAUAUUUCAUUCCUUCGGCGGUGGUACCGGCUCAGGUUUUGCUUCACUGUUAAUGGAGCGUUUAUCGGUAGAUUACGGCAAAAAAUCUAAAUUGGAAUUUGCUAUAUAUCCAGCACCACAAAUUUCUACUGCAGUAGUAGAACCUUAUAAUUCCAUUCUUACGACUCAUACUACCUUGGAGCAUUCGGAUGCUGCUUUUAUGGUAGAUAAUGAAGCUAUUUAUGAUAUUUGUAGAAGAAAUUUAGAUAUAGAAAGACCUACUUAUACGAAUUUGAAUCGACUUAUAGGGCAGAUAGUGUCGUCUAUAACAGCUUCUUUAAGAUUUGACGGCGCUUUAAAUGUCGACCUUACAGAGUUUCAAACUAACUUAGUACCAUAUCCACGUAUCCAUUUUCCUUUAGUGACUUACGCUCCUGUAAUAUCCGCUGAAAAGGCUUACCACGAACAACUAUCAGUUGCAGAAAUUACUAACGCUUGUUUCGAACCUGCUAAUCAAAUGGUAAAGUGUGAUCCUCGACAUGGUAAAUAUAUGGCUUGUUGUAUGUUAUAUCGUGGCGAUGUGGUUCCUAAAGACGUAAAUGCAGCUAUAGGCACCAUUAAAACAAAACGAACAAUCCAGUUUGUUGAUUGGUGCCCAACAGGCUUUAAAGUUGGCAUUAAUUACCAACCACCGACUGUCGUUCCUGGUGGAGACUUGGCUAAAGUACAACGUGCAGUUUGCAUGCUCUCAAACACUACUGCAAUAGCAGAGGCAUGGUCACGCUUAAACCAUAAAUUUGAUUUAAUGUAUGCAAAACGUGCCUUCGUUCAUUGGUAUGUAGGUGAAGGAAUGGAAGAAGGAGAGUUCUCAGAAGCUCGCGAAGACUUGGCUGCAUUGGAAAAGGAUUACGAAGAGGUUGGUAUGGAUUCAGGAGAAGGAGAAGGUGAAGGUGGCGAAGAGUAUUAAAUUAAAACUUUAGUUUUUUUUGUUACAUCGCGAUAAGACCGAAAAUGUUUUGCUGUCGUAGCUGCAAUAAUUACACUUAUGUUUUUUUUAAAUUGGUUUCUUAAAAAUUUACAAGUGAUA